GCCAGCCAGCCAGCCCCAGGUGACCAAAUGGUACGUACGGAGAGCUUCAAAGGGUGAAAACAAGCCAGCGCUCAGUAUUCCAGUAUCACCAUAUGAUAUCAUUGGGACUGCGUUUCACUUUGUAUGUAAAGUGUAUUUUAAGCACUAUAUGAAAGCAAAGCAAAGCAAAGCAAAGCAAAGCAAAGCAAAUGUUGACAGCCAAGGAGAGGUGCUACUUCCAGUCUAUAGCGCAUUUCAAUACAACUCAAGGUGCAAAGACAAGCAGCAUUCAAAUCAUCUUCAAAUAUGCCGCCGAUGAACAGUAUGUCACGUUCUGGAUGACAACAUUCUUCUUAACUCUAUGAUUCAGGUACUGCAUGUGGACAUUUCCCGUACAACCGAUUCUUAGUCAUCUUCUGACACGCACGUUUGUUUGUCUGUGUUUAUCUGCGAGUGCUGUACAAUUCCACUCCAGCGUGGUGACACAACCUUUCCUCUAUUUCCUUAUCUGUUCAUGUUAUUUACUCGUAUAUGAAGAGAGGAAAGGCGAAUCCUCUAAUUCCCUUUGUGUGGAUGUGGAUGUUAUUUAUAUCAAGUCCACAAAGCACCAUCAAGUCUCUACAAGUCAGACGACAGGAAAUGAGCGAAAGCACCUUCGAUAUUUUCAACCGGUGUUCCUUCCAAAAUACUUUCAAAGGUUAGAAACUUGAAUCAUCUCUAGUGAAUUGUUUGACUUCAGCAAUGGAAAUGAGGUGGAGCAGAAAGUCAAGCAGCAUGGUUGUGAAAUCUUGUCACUGGUUACUAAGGUACACACUGUUUGGCGCCAUAAAGAAAGAGUGCAUUUGAACACGUAGCAAUUGCUGCCGAGAGUGGUUGUGCUUGCCCAACGGUAGACGUGACAUUUAGUGGGGCGGCAAGGACGUUUUGUCACACAAGCACCGGGCAUCGGCCCAGGAGCACCGGGCAUCGGCCCAGGAGCUGCACAGCGCCACCACUGCCUCAUGAAUAUCGAGCAAGUGGCAAGUGGGUGGAGACACUUUGGAUAUAAAUGAUCACUGUUUCAAGUGACUUCUUUAUCCAGACUACGAUUCUGGAUUAAGAUGAGCCUCUCAUCAACAACAACAACAACAACAACAACAACAACAACAACAACAGCUUAGAGCAAAACACUGCCUCCAGCCAAUUCUUGCCUAUCAGCUGAAGAGCCAGUGGAAAUGGAAAGCACGCAAGAGUUGAUGGUCUUUGCCAAGGAGAUGCUCCGCCAAAAACCCAGUCGACAUCUGCUCAAGGUCUACCUGAUAGGCUCCGUGUUGGCACUCCUGGGGACUGUCAUGGGACUGCUGGAGAGGGCGUCUCGGCCGUUCUCUUCGGGUGAGCCCACCGACACAGACAUGCUCCUCGGGAUGGCCGAGGAGCCGAGGACCGUUGCCUCCGUGACGCCACGCAAAGUCCAGGUGUGGGCCAAAAAGGAAGAGCGUGAGCAGGACACCAUCCAGAGCAUGACUUUUACCAAGCUCCAAGGAGUCUCAUCUUUGCUGCCAGUAGACUUAAAGUGGCUGCGGCAGGCAUGAUUAAUGUGUUUUCAAAAAGAGGUUGUUGUAAAACAAGCCAUUCACUCAGCCAUCUUGGCUAGUGGAUAGUGCAGGGCCUGCCUGCCUGCCUGCCUGCCUGCCUGCCUGCCUGCCUGCCUGCCUGCCUGCCUGCCUGCCUGCCUGCCUGCCUGCCUGCCUGCCUGCCUGCCUGCCUGCCUGCCUGCCUGCAUGCCUGCCUGCGCGGCUGCCUGCGUGGCUGUCUGCGUGGCUGUCUGCCUGCGUGGCUGCCUGCCUGCCUGCCUUUUAGUCUUGACUUCCCACUUACCAGAUGACUUUUGAGAGACACUCUUAUUGCUAUUUCAUGAUAAAAUCUACAAUGGGCUCCAAAUGUUAACGCCCAAAAAACUCAAGUUGAUCAUUUAUCAUGCGCGCGAGCACGCACGCACACACACACGCACACGCACACACGCACGCACACAUUCUGAAGUAGGCAUUUUUAUUUCUUUCCUCAAGCUGGGUUACAGUGCUUUAAGUGUCUCGCAAAAGAUCAGUAAAGUCAUUAGUGCUCCCACAGUCCGGCUCUCUAGCACAACCAUGAACCCACAAGCUGUACCACUUUAACAGAGGUCAAAGGGUCAGCUAUAGAAAGCCAAAUCAAAGAGACAAUGGGAU
Syngnathus typhle (broad-nosed pipefish) is the source of this 2183-nucleotide messenger RNA. It is a transcript of the gene g0s2, whose product is annotated as G0/G1 switch 2. The record is from RefSeq and is a predicted model, not a curated record. The coding region runs from base 1194 to 1550 and encodes 118 amino acids. NCBI's taxonomy places the organism in Eukaryota, Metazoa, Chordata, Actinopteri, Syngnathiformes, Syngnathidae. The transcript is spliced from 3 exons.